AUGGCAGUUGUGCCCAGUACGCUGCGUUGGUUGCUGCGGAGAUUAUGCGUUUUUCAAGUUUCAGCCUCUGGCGAACAAAAGAACCCCAGACAAACCCUGAGACACUGGCUUUUCAUCUUCUCUCUGCAGAUGGCUGUUAUGCUAACUACUUUGACAUCAGCUGUUGGAAAUAAUGGGAAUAACUCUGCUCCCUUGAAGUUUCCUAACAGUUCGUUCUUGCUUGGGAUAGAUGUGACUGAGCAUAUUGGUAGUGCACGGAGAAGGGACAUAUGGUACACUUUUUUUUCAUGCCCCAAAGCUACGUUAACCUUUGAUCCCCCUACUACCAAUACAGAAAAACCUGAGCAACGGAAGCACACAGUUGAUCCUGCUCCUGAUUUUCUUCUGUUUCCAUCCUUUGAGGAAUGCUUCCCAAAAAGCUCUAAAGAAUACACGAGUUCUGCCAAACUUUCUGAAGUCAUUCAUGAGCAAUCUGGUCAUUUGCUCAAAAUUCCAUUUCGACGCAUCCACCUAGCAGGAGAUGAACCACAUUUUGAUACCUAUGACACAAGUGGUCUGCAGAACAUAAGCCCCCACACUGGACUCCCCAAGUUGUGGAAGAAGUGGAUUGACAGGAGGGAGAAGCUGGGUGGUUCGAGGUAUACGCAGAUAUUCUAUGCUAAGCAGGGAAUUAUUACAGAAUUAGUGCAAGGACCAAUGAGAUGCUAG
Fraxinus pennsylvanica is the source of this 708-nucleotide messenger RNA. The record is from the annotation of a GenBank genome assembly. Lineage: Eukaryota; Viridiplantae; Streptophyta; Magnoliopsida; Lamiales; Oleaceae.